AUGCGGCCGCUCCUGCUCCUAUACUUCGCGACGUUGGUGCGGUGUGACAGUGAAGUGAGGCUGCGGCACUCCAGGACCCUCAUCCGCCACGGCCGCUCCAGAGUCCACUUCGCCAGGCCGCACCGGGCGAGGGAGUUCGCGAGGAUUGAGGCGGAGACGAACAGCGAGUUAGAAAGCAUCGACAAAUCCGGAGAGGAUCCGGUGGUGUCGGCGCUUCGGCCGUACGGCGCGCCGGACGAGGAUGGCUACAGAGAAGCGCCGGACACCUUCCAAAAGUACUUUGGAAACUAUACAGGGAGCAGGGACACGGAUGACGUCUCGCUGCUAGAACACUUUAUAAAUUUAGAACGUAGCUACGAUAACGAAACCCAACGAACUUCAGACGAAGUCGAAGUGAGUGUCAAAGAAAUUGUGAUAAACGAAACCGACUUGGAGAACGUGACAGUGCGGCACAGCGUUCACGAGGACGUAGUCACUAAGUUCCUUAGGUUAAUAGAGACCCAGCAUUUGCUGGGUGAAAAUUGUACAGCCGGCACCCAUCUCAACUUAGGCGAGGGUGUGGUAGAUAGGUAUGCGCAGGAGAGGUUCAGGGUGGAAGCGGACGUGGCAGUGAACAGAGCGAAUAUGCUGACGCGGCUUUGGAAGUACGCGGGUCCUUCUGUUAUGCACAACGAGUACUUGCUCCAUGCGAGCGUCUUCUCCAUGGUCGAGUUUGACGACGACGUCUUCGCGGCCGGCAACUGCUACGACCAAUACCAGUAUAAGGACUACCAGCUGUUCUGCCCGUUCGCGUACCGCCUCCCCGAGGGACCGAUCUUGGCGAAGGAUCUGGCGGUCGAGUACAAGUACUUGAGCAACACGUCCGAGUGGUUCUACAUCGCAAGAAAAAACGCCGAGCGGGUUAUACGGAACCACAAUCAAUUUAGACGAGGUUUCCACACGUACACGUACAACGACACGGCGCACACGGCACGGGAGCCGGACGAGAUUUUGUCCGUGACGUACGAGGACGGCAAGUGGUCGAAGCCGUACUACGACUGCGGCGGCGGCAACAUCUGGAUGCUGACCUACACCGUGCCGUUCUUCGGAUACAACAACGGCACGUACUUCUUCAAGGGAACCAGCGGUAUCGACAUUGACCUGCGGCGCGUCGACAUCGACCAAUGCCCGCUGCGAGCCGGCUCCACUCAACUUAACAUCUUCGCUGCCACCGACAAGUGCAAGAAGACUACCACUGAGUGCGUACCAGUCCCCGGUCUGGGGUUUCGGCGGGGCUCGUACCGGUGCGUGUGUCGGCGAGGGUUCUACUUCCCCAACACCACAGCCGAGAACCGCUUCUACAACGGCAGCGACAUUGAGGAGGAGUACGAGAAACAUCUGCUGAAUCAACGCAGCCUGUACGGCGAGACUUUCGCCUUCGAGUGCCUGCCGUGCGCGGAGGGCUGCGAGGCGUGCGUCGACGGCUCGCCGUGCGUGGCCGCCCUGAACUGGGUGGUGCGGUCCACCAUCCUCGCCCUCGCCUGCCUCGUCAUCUGCUGCCUCCCCUUCAUCAUAUACUUCACCAUCAAGUACGGACACGUCCGGGUUGUUCGGGCGGCUAGUCCAGCUCUGCUGCGAGUGAUCGUGCUUGGCGCGCUGCUGAUCUACUGCACGACGCUGGUGAUGUACGGUAGACCCUCAGGGCUGACCUGCACGGCCAGGGUCUGGCUGCGGGAGGUCGGCUUCUGCCUUACGUACGGAGCGCUCAUGCUGAAGACAUGGAGGAUAUCGGUGAUAUUCCAAGUGCGGUCAGCGAAAGCGGUGAAGAUAUCAGACAUGUACCUGCUGCGGCGGAUCGGCGUGAUAGUGGGGGUAGCGUGCGUGCUGCUGGCCAUCCGCACGCUGGUGGCCCCGCCCACCGUCAUCGUUGGACGCACGAAGGACGAUUUGAAAGCGUACCUGUGUAAUACCGACUGGUGGGACCACUCAUUUACUACGCUGGAGGUGAUAUUCCUGAUGUGGGGCAUCCGUCUGUGCAUCAUGGUGCGGAAGGCGCCCUCCGAGUUCAACGAGAGCCGCUUCAUCUCCAUGGCCAUCUACAACGAGUUCCUGCUCUCCGUCUUCCUCAAUAUAUCCAUGUUAUUUCUCCAGUCGCCGGCCAACCCCGACCUCCUGUACAUAAUAUUCUUCUGUCACACCCAGCUCACUGUCACACUGUUGCUGUGCUUCAUAUUCGGUAGCAAAGCGUACAUGGUAUACAAAGGUCACGGCAAGGACGAUAGAGAGAAGACGGGCAAGUUCAGGUCGCGGCCGGCGGAGUCCACCUACACCAUGACCACCAACAGGAGCGGGAAGUACUGUGACAACAUGACCGAGAGAGACCUCGAGGAGGAGUUCAAGAAAGUCUGCAAUCAGCUGAAGAAGCUUCGGGAACGUUCCACGGCCUGCCCUCAUUUAGCGCGGAGAAUCAUCGCAAUGCAGGACGCUGCGUCAGCGCACGAGAAACCGCCGAUGACCGAACAUUCCGCGCCGCUCAAACUCAACACCGUCUUCAGCGCGGUGGCCGAUAGACUCAUCUGCACCAUGACUCCUACUGAAGAAUCCAGCAGCAGCGGUCGCGAACUACCCUUCGAAGCCCCUCCAGCCUACAGACACAAAAUAUUCACCGCCACCAAAAGCGCUGAAAACAGCAACGCGGAGCAGAGCUGCACAGACGUGACUACAGAUUCGCCCAAGCGGAAACCAGAGAAGGACGAGGUAGAAAAGGAGGAGAAACAAAAAAGUGUUUUCAAAAUAUCAGGUGAGGCUAACUGUGGUGAUAUCAGGCCGCCGGAGGUCGCCAACAAUGGGUACAGAAGCGAAAGAGAUGUUAAGUCAAGUCCGACUAGUGUAGAGACAGUGCGGGGUGUGAGGUCCGGGCAUGCGCGCACGCACGCCAUCGUCAUCAACCUGGAUGAUAAGAGCCGCUUUACAGAGGAGGUCACCGUGUAAAUACUCUAGUACUUAACGUUAGUGAACAUAAUCGUUUAACACGUUCAAAGUACGUGCUCUUUGGAGUAAUUUUGCCCCUGACUUU
Aricia agestis (brown argus) is the source of this 3055-nucleotide messenger RNA. Its product is annotated as probable G-protein coupled receptor 158. The transcript is spliced from 12 exons. Gene Ontology annotation, molecular function: G protein-coupled receptor activity. The record is from RefSeq and is a predicted model, not a curated record. Bases 1 to 2970 code for a protein of 989 amino acids. Lineage: Eukaryota; Metazoa; Arthropoda; Insecta; Lepidoptera; Lycaenidae. Gene Ontology annotation, biological process: G protein-coupled receptor signaling pathway. Gene Ontology annotation, cellular component: membrane.